AUAUGAGGCCACUAUUUACCACGGGCUCGCUCGCCAUGGCUCGGCGAGGGCAGCGGGGGUAGCAGGAAGGCGGAGCUGCGCGGACCGGCAGGGUGCGGCGCCUGGGUCUCGCGGAGCGAGCCAUGAGCUCCUACCUGGAGUACGUGUCGUGCGCCGCGGGCGGUGGCAGCGGAGGGGUAGGCGGCGACGUGCUGGGCUUCGCACCCAAGUUCUGCCGCGCCGACGCGCGCCCCGUGGCCCUGCAGCCCGCCUUCCCCCUGGGCAGCGGCGACGGCGCCUUCGUGAGCUGCCUGCCCCUGGCCGCUGCCCGGCCCACGCCUUCGCCUCCCGUAGCCCCCGCGCAGCCCCCGGGCCCGCAGCCCGCCGCGUCCCGGUACGCGCCCUGUACCCUGGAAGGCGCCUACGAACGGGGCGCCGCACCUGCCUCUGCCGCCGAGUAUGGUUUCUUGGGGUCCGGGCCGGCAUUCGACUUUCCGGGCGCGCUUGGGAGAGCAGCGGAGGACAGCGGGCCGCACGUCCACUAUGCCACCUCGGCGGUCUUUUCCGGCGGAGGAUCAUUCCUGCUCAGCGGCCAGGUGGACUUCGCUGCCUUUGCCGAGCCUGGCCCCUUUCCCGCGUGUCUCAAGGAACCCGCAGACGGCCACCCCGGGCCCUUUCAGACUGUGUCCCCGGCCCCCGGAGCCUGCCCCAAGCCCGCCUCGCCCACCUCCGGCCUCCCGGCCGCCCACAGCACUUUCGAGUGGAUGAAAGUGAAGAGGAACGCCCCCAAGAAAAGCAAACUGUCCGAAUAUGGAGCCACAAGCCCCUCCAGUGCCAUCCGCACGAAUUUCAGCACCAAGCAACUGACAGAACUCGAGAAAGAGUUUCAUUUCAAUAAGUACCUAACUAGAGCCCGACGCAUCGAGAUAGCCAACUGUUUACAGCUGAAUGACACCCAGGUCAAAAUCUGGUUCCAGAACCGGAGGAUGAAACAGAAGAAAAGGGAACGAGAGGGGCUUCUGGCCACAGCUGCCUCUGUGGCCUCGCUUCAACUUCCCGGGUCAGAAACAAGUCCCAUCAAAUCUGGCCGGAAUCUAGGAAGCCCUUCUCAGGCUCAAGAGCCUUCCUGAGGCCCACUCUUAAGGCUGAGGACCUUUGGAUUAUACAAGUCACAGACUGCCCCCAGCCCCUUUGUAUAGACUUAAGAGCUUAGUCUAGGCUGGAGACGGGCGUGGGUAGAAAUUAAUACGGAUUUUACUUGGCAAAGGAAUUGUCUAUAUUGGCUUCUGAGGCCCAGAGGCUAUGUAUAGAGAUAUAUAUUUGAUAUCUUUUAUUUGCAUAUUAUUUUUGCCUCAUCAGGGGAAAGCUGUCUAGCUACCAGCCUAAACGCUGCUAUGUUAGUCAUGUACAAUUCUUGGGUACAGAAUGGCAGGCCUUCUUAGUCUGAUGUGGUCAAAACGUGCCUCUCUGAAGUCAUUUCAGUUUUAAGUUCCUGGACAGACUACAUAUAUUCAGCUUCCUGAAAUGACCAAAGCUAGCCAGGGUUCCCUCAAUGGAGCUAAGCUGCUUCAAUGAUGUUCAUAUUGUACUCCAGUUUUAUUUAAAGUCGUUCCUACCUCUUCUUGUGCCUGAGUGAAGAUACACAGUCGCUCUUUAGUUGGUAACGGAACAAAUCCAUUGGGUAGAUAAGGAUUAGAAUCUGAAUUAUACCUUGACAUCAGUUACUCAAACUUGAAGUAUAAAUAUAUACAGUAUGUAUAUUUUUUAAAGAUUUGCUUGCAGUGAACCCUAUAUAUGACAUUUAAUGUCAUGCAUAGCAUGUAAAGAUUUUGACCGUUUUUUUGGUAAUAAAAGUUACAGAAUCUACUA
Messenger RNA from Rattus rattus (black rat), 1848 nucleotides. It is a transcript of the gene Hoxd1, whose product is annotated as homeobox D1. Gene Ontology annotation, cellular component: nucleus. The record is from RefSeq and is a predicted model, not a curated record. Lineage: Eukaryota; Metazoa; Chordata; Mammalia; Rodentia; Muridae. Gene Ontology annotation, biological process: regulation of transcription by RNA polymerase II. Bases 123 to 1109 code for a protein of 328 amino acids. The transcript has 2 exons. Gene Ontology annotation, molecular function: DNA-binding transcription factor activity, RNA polymerase II-specific; RNA polymerase II cis-regulatory region sequence-specific DNA binding.